AUGGCCAAUGAGCCCAGCAGCUAUGCCCAGAUGCGAGCGAACCGUGAGGCUCUCCAGCCCUCCCCACACGCGGGGCAACGGCGAGCUGAGGAGGGGCUCCGGCGCGGCCAUGCGGACUUCGCGGAGGCAGUCGCGCGUCCUCCCCGUGCCGACUUCGACGCCCUGGGCCAGAAUCGCAUCUCCAACCGGCCGCGCUCCGCCUCUCCGCGGCGAGGUCCUGCGCAGAGGCGCGAGGAGCAAAAGGAGCCAGCCCAGGAUGAGAUCAUCGAGGAGUUCUUGGAGGGACUGCUCGAGGGCUUCCGCCUGGCGGGUGUCGGCGUCCGCGCCAGCGAGCCAGAGCCUCCCACGCUGGAGGAGCGGGUCGGCAACUGGCAGGACUUGGAUGACGUGCCGAAGGCAUCCGCAGAGCGCGCCCUCUCGCCAAAGCUGCAGGGCAUGAUGUCCCGGAGACCGCCGAGCCCCCCGCCGCAAAGCCCCCCACGGCCCAAGUUCGAGGACGAACUCGCCGAGGCAACCACCGAAGUCGCUGCGCCCUCGCUGUCCACUACGCUACGAAGGCAUGCACUGAAGGCCUUCUUGGAUGAGACUUGCGGCACGGUGGCUAAUUCUUUCGACGUGAUGGCAGGCCUAGCUCUGAAGUCCUCCAUCGGGGGCUCCGGUACCCCCGAGGACCGUCUGCGGUUCAUGUUUAGCGAGGAGGACUUCCGAAUCGCACUCACGGGACUCGGCUACGGCAUGGGCGUGAAAGAUGUUUGGUGGUCAGAGCUCUUUACGGCCAUGGACGUGGAUGGUGAUGGCGCGGUGUCACUGCAGGACAUGUUUGACGGACUCGUGCUGGCGCUGCCUCCGCUGCCGGGCGAUCCAGGUGGCGAGCCUGGGGUCAUCUUUGCCGAGUCCUCCCCGGAGACUUGGCGGCGGAAGUCGCUGAUUCCAUGA
Symbiodinium natans is the source of this 936-nucleotide messenger RNA. NCBI's taxonomy places the organism in Eukaryota, Dinophyceae, Suessiales, Symbiodiniaceae. The record is from the annotation of a GenBank genome assembly.